Messenger RNA from Cicer arietinum (chickpea), 1994 nucleotides. NCBI's taxonomy places the organism in Eukaryota, Viridiplantae, Streptophyta, Magnoliopsida, Fabales, Fabaceae. The record is from RefSeq and is a predicted model, not a curated record.
GGUUCUGUUGUUUUCUUCUGGGGUGUUGUGUGGCUUUGCUCUGUUGUAAGUUGAGGUCACCUUCUGUAUCAGGGUUUUGCAAUGUUAUAUGUUGAGGCCACUUUCUGUACCAUGUUGUAUGGAACAUGUCUAGUCUUCUUUUCGUUUCAUCACAUCCUUACAAGUCUGUUUGAUCGAGGCUUAAAGACAUCAUCCUUUGUCUUAAAAGGCAAUUUCUCGGUGUAAAGAUUUCUAUUAGGUCUUUGACUCUUUGGUGCUGUCAGGAAACGUUGCAGCAUUUUUCAAACUGCUAGAAAGAGUUAAAAAGGUCAUGACAAUAUUGAGCCAAUUUCCAGAGUAAAAAAGGUCAUGACAAUAUUGAGUUUGGCUUGGAGGUAAGUAAUUAUUUCUGCCGAAAAACUUAACUUUCGCAAAUUACAUAUUUACACACGGAUUCUAAAAAAUUAAUUAAUUUUUUCUUGAAAAUGUUUUGCGGAAUAAAUAAAACAAUAAAUUAUUUUUUCUCAAAACAAUAAAAAAAAAUUCCUUAGAAUUCAUUUUUUAUUGGAAGAAAUCGAAAAAAAAAAUUCACAAUUUGUUUUUUAAAAAAUAAUUGAAAGAUAAAUUUAAAAAAGGGGGUCUACAUGCUCACAAAAUUUUAGAAUUUUUUUAAUUUUAAAGGUUUUUUAUGUUAUUUUGGAUCUUUUAAACUAUGAUAUUUUUUUUAUCUUUCUAACAUAUGAGUUGAUGACAAUAAUUAUAGGACUGUGAAACUGACCUUUAUACUUGUAGCUUUAGAACAACACUUCAAUGUUUUAUCCUCUAUACUUGUAGCUUUAGAACAACACUUCAAUGUUUUAUCCUCGUUGAAUUCAUUAACAUUGUUGGAUUAAAAGGGUGAGUUCUGAAAACAGCGAUCAACCCAAUUAGAUUACCAACUCUUAGAUAUUACAUCCUGUUUCUAACAUAUUUUUAUGUCACCAAAUCCAUAAAACUAAAUAUAUUUAUAUAUAAAAACUUGCCAUUUUAUCCUCUUUUGCUCUUUUUAAAAUAUAGUAAAACAGAAAGAGUUGGCUAUCAUACAUUCGAAUGUUUGGGGGUUGUAUAACUAAUAGUAGCCAACCAAUCUAACCACAUAAAAUGCUUUAGUCAAAGUGAAACACAAGAAGUUGAACUAACUAAAUAUUGCAAAAGCACUUGAUUCUCCAAACUACCCUCCUUCACAUCUCUCUUACUCUAUAUAAGACCAUUCACUAUCCCUUUGCUUCUCAUAAAAUCCAAAGCAAAUUUUCUCUAUACAAACAGCCUCCUUAGCUCCUACAAUUCAUCAAACUAUCAAUGGCCUCAAGCAAAUCCUUCAUCACAUCAUUACUUUUUCUUGUGACCAUCUCAAGCAUGAGCAUAAGCCUAGAAGGUCGCCAUCUUUUGCAAACAACUACACAACCAAAUUUUCCAAACAUUCCCACUUUGCCAAAUGCCAAAACAACAUUGCCACCUUUGCCUUCAAUUCCAACAUUGCCUCAAGGAAAUCUUCCUCCAUUGCCUACCAUUCCAUCUCUGCCUAAAGUCACUUUGCCGCCACUUCCAAGCUUUCCUACCAAUAUUCCAACACUUCCAUCUCUCAACAUUCCACCAUCGGCAGCAACUUCCCUUCCCAACAUUCCUUCAAUCCCAACCACUUUCCCAUCCAUCCCAUUUUUCUCUCCACCACCUUCAACCUCUAGCCCUUAAUUAAACACUUCUUCACUUGUUAUAUUUGCCAAUUUGAAUUAUGUGAUUUGGCUAAAUGGAUGCAAUAGACAUUGCAUACUUUCUUUAUUGUGUGUGAUGAAAUAGUACGAGGUUAUGAUGAUAGUAUUAUCUUUUGUUGUAUUGUAUGGUGUGAAAAGCCUUUGUAAUUUGUCUUCUUCUACUUACCACUUUGGUGCUAUUGCUUGUACUUUUGAGUUUAUAUUUGUUGAAUUUCACAUUUUGAUACAAUAUAAUUUGAUGUCUUCUUUCUUGUUUUUGUUGAA